AUGAUUAUAGUUUUUAUCCUGGCUUUUCUCAACAUCUCCAAUCCAGUUGUGGCGUUCACCGGUUUUAAAAAUUGGACCCGCAGGGCUCUAUAUCAUAAAAUCGAUCUUUGCACCCAACCUUGUUACAGUGAAAUCAUUCCAGGUUUAUACUUGAGCAAUGCACGAGCUGCAGCAGACAAAACUGUUCUCAGAAAGCUUAACAUUUCCCAUGUGCUCACCAUUGAAGCUCAUCGGCUGCCGAAAUCUUCUUUUGAAAAUGCCAAUAUUAGCACACUCUUUAUUAGGGCCUACGACACUCCUCAAACCCAUCUCUUGCCCUACUUCCCAAUGGCCAACGCAUUUAUCGGCGAGGGUUUGCAAAAAGGAGCCGUUCUCGUUCACUGCCAUUUUGGAGUCUCUCGUUCAGCCACUUUGGUCAUUGCGUUCAUUAUGGAAAGAUACGAGCUGACAUACCAGCAAGCAUAUAACUACGUCCGCCAGCGAAGACGAUUCAUCAACCCCAAUCCAGGUUUCAUAUCACAAUUGCAACAAUAUGAACGUCUAAAUUACGAUGUCGAUAGUUUCAGUCGAUUCGAAGCGUACGUGAAUGUAAACGCAAGAAAACAUAAAUACAAAAUAGCUUCUUUCGCCGCUGUUGUCGUUGGUGUCCUUGUGCCUAUCGCAGUCCUGGCAUUUUGAAUCGAACUAAAUACAAGAUAAAAGGGAAAUAUGGAAAAGCAGAACCAAAAUUAUAUUUAAAAUAGGAUUAAAGAUAAAUGAAGGCAUGAUAUCUACGCAGAAGGGAUAUAGAGUACGUCACUACUGUAAUGAAAUUUCAUGAUCAAAAAUGUACGCUAACAAAAUAUUAACGUGACAAAAGCAGAAACAAACUAUGCUAUGAUAUAUUACAUUUAGCCUUUGUUGUAACCUCCGUAUCUAAUUUAAAUUUGAUAAGUUUAUAUCUUAGCCAUUUUCAGAGUUUUGUAUUGUGUUUAUAACGGCAAGCAGUUAGACGGGCUACCUGAUUUUGAAAUUAAAAUGUAGCAGUUAAGUAGGUUUAACAUUAUUCUAUAUUUCUUCUC
Messenger RNA from Hyposmocoma kahamanoa, 1061 nucleotides. RefSeq names its product dual specificity protein phosphatase 1B-like. Gene Ontology annotation, cellular component: cytoplasm. The transcript is spliced from 6 exons. The record is from RefSeq and is a predicted model, not a curated record. Bases 1 to 678 code for a protein of 225 amino acids. Gene Ontology annotation, biological process: protein dephosphorylation. NCBI's taxonomy places the organism in Eukaryota, Metazoa, Arthropoda, Insecta, Lepidoptera, Cosmopterigidae. Gene Ontology annotation, molecular function: protein tyrosine/serine/threonine phosphatase activity.